AUGGACAAGACCGAGAAAUUCAACAAUGACACAACGACAGACGUCGAGAUGGGUACCGGAAAUACAGAAGUCAUCGAAUCAGGUGGCCUCAAGCGCGACCUUGGCUCUCGCCAUAUCAACAUGAUUGCUUUGGCUGGCAUGAUCGGAACAGGCCUAUUCCUCGGCUCUGGCCAAGUCAUCGCUACAGCGGGCCCGGCUGGUGCGCUUCUUGCAUAUACUCUUAUGGGUCUCGUUACUGCGGGCGUUGCGUACACUACAGGAGAGAUUACUGCAUUUAUGCCAGUGACUGGGGGCUUCAUUCGACAUGCAACCAAGUUUGUGGAGCCUGCGCUCGGUGCUGCCGCUGGCUGGAACUUUUGGUAUACCAUGGCCAUCAACAUUCCCGCCGAGAUCAGUGCUGCUGCGACGCUCAUCCAAUUCUGGAAUACGUCCAUCAACCCUGGUGUUUGGAUCACGAUAUUCCUUGUCUUCAUCAUCGCAGUCAAUCUCUGCGGAGUCAGGCUCCACGGAGAGACCGAGGUCGUAUUUGCUUCUCUCAAGAUCAUGCUCAUCCUAGGCCUCAUCAUCGGUGGACUGGUCAUCGACCUCGGCGGAGCGCCCAACCACGAACGACUCGGAUUUCGCUACUGGGUCCAUCCCGGCGCUUUCAAUACCUACAUCAAAGAUGGUUCCACUGGCCGCUUUCUGGCCUUUUGGAAAGCCAUGCUUCCCGCCGCGUUCAGUUACGGUAAUAUCCAAGUCGUCGCCAUUUCGGGGUCUGAAACACGGAACCCGAGAAAGAUUAUCCCGACUGCGACAAAGAAGACCUUUUUCCGCAUUUUCCUCUUCUAUUUUUGCAGCAUAUUCGUCGUUGGCCUCAUUGUGCCCUUCAACGAUCCCGCCCUUAGUAUCUCGACUGGAACCGCCCAGCAGUCUCCAUUUGUCAUUGCCUUUCAACGAUCGGGAGUAUCUGCUGUACCUUCAAUCAUCAAUGCUGUUGUUUGCACAUCCGCCAUCAGCAGUGGCUCUGCCUGUGUAUUCAUCGCCUCUCGAACCCUUUUUGGGCUGAGCGUUGAUGGUCAUGCUCCCAAACUCUUCCAGCGGUGUAACAGAUAUGGAACACCAUACUACGCUGUUGUAAUGAGUUGUCUUCUAUCCCCACUGGUAUAUCUUACUGUCGUCAACAAUACUUCUGUUGUCUUUUCCUGGUUUUUGAACAUCACCACUGUUGCUGGCCUUAUAGGCUGGGCCGUUAUCCUCGUCACUUACCUUCGCUUUUAUGCUGGUCUCACGAAACAAGGGUACAGUAGGACAGAACUUCCGUAUAAAAGUCCCUUACAGCCAUAUGUGAGCUGGGCAACAUUGAUCAUGGUUUGCUUGGUUAUUCUCUUUUCUGGGUUUGAUAUCUUUAUAAAGGGUAACUUUACUGCUGAAGGAUUUAUUACAUGCUAUGUUAACAUAGCUAUCUUUACUGUCCUCUACCUAUUCUUUAAAUUCCGCCUUAAGUCAAAAGUAAUUCCAUACUUAGAGAUGCCUUUCAAGGAUGAAUUUCAAUUAAUCCGCGAGGAAAGGCGAGUAGAAGCUGAGCGCUAG
This is a messenger RNA of Fusarium sp. VM40, 1572 nucleotides long. Lineage: Eukaryota; Fungi; Ascomycota; Sordariomycetes; Hypocreales; Nectriaceae. The record is from the annotation of a GenBank genome assembly.